This is a messenger RNA of Elaeis guineensis (African oil palm), 3893 nucleotides long. NCBI's taxonomy places the organism in Eukaryota, Viridiplantae, Streptophyta, Magnoliopsida, Arecales, Arecaceae. The record is from RefSeq and is a predicted model, not a curated record.
CAUUUAAGUUGGCCGGCUUCGGUUUCAUCAGUACUCACGCACAGCCCGAGUCGAUGUUUUAGGGCUUGAGGGGAGAUUUCUCCUCUCUCUUCUAUUUUCCGCUCCUUCCCACGGCUUCGCCGCCCACUCUCGCAGCUCCGGCAACCAUCGUCCGUCGCCGGCCACCACCUUCUCCUGCAACCUUCUGUACUGCUGUCUCAUCUCCUUUCGCGCAUCCCGCUAUUACCGCCUCGGUGGCUCCGCCACCCAUGCGAUCACCUCGUCCUGCUUAAUCGAGCAAGAGAAGGAUUUGAAGUUAAAGCGAGACAAGUAAAGAAGUGACAAAGGAAAAAGAUGAUCUAGAGUGGGAGAUCAUUGAAACAACAAAAGCACUUACAAGAACUGGACCCAAGGAUGGGUAUAAGCCAAAGAAAAUUUCUCUGGAGGAGGAGCUGAAGGCUUUGCAACAAAAGGUUGACAUCAACAAUUAUGAGUACAAGAGGAUUCCCAGGCCUAAUGAAGGAAAAUCAAGCAAAAAUUAACUAAAACUUGUUCAAGCUUUUUAUGUCAUGAUGUAAUGUUUAUUAUUAUUUAAACAUUACUUUAGUUAUUGCUACGAUAUGCUAUGAUUUUUUUUUUUUUGAGUUCAACAUCACCAAUUGAAUAUAGUCCAUUAAAAUCUGUACAAAACUUGUUAAGAAGUUUAUUAUUACUUGAAAUUUUAAAAUGCUAAGAUCAAGCAGGACUACAUUUUUAGGAAACACUAAAGAUGGACAGAAUUCUUAGUAAUGUCCUAUUUGCAGAUUACUUUGGUGACCUACUGAUAUUUUACUAUUUUUAUUGAUUCUCAAUAAUAUUAUUAUAUCUGGCCAAUAUAGUAGUACCCUUAAAUUUAAGAUGGACAUGUGAGCCUUUCCGAGGAUAGGUAGAACCAGCGGAUAAUGGCUUCAAUGCCAUGUUUGCUGUGUCUGAGCUCGGGUGAAAUCUUUUAAGGAUUAAAGCUAUUGUUGAGGAAUUUAAUAGUUCUGAUUCAUGUGGAAAGCCCUCAUCUUGAUGCAAUGGGUCCCUAGAAAUAAGUCAAAGGGUGUAUUUCCCCCUCACUGGAUCUGCUCUUUUUGCCAGUUAUGUCAUGUUUACCCCCCAGGACUGUAUUUAGUUUGAGAUGCCUUGAGCUGGAGAUUGAUUGAUAUAUGUGGAAGCAAGGUUCACCAUACUGGUUGGUACCGUAUUGUAUCUUACUGGUAUUGAAAUAAUAUGCAGUCUCAUACCGUACUGAUGCUCCGUACACCUCAAUGUCUCAUACUGUACUAACGUAUCAAUACUAUAAUAGGAUUAUACCAGUAUGGGGUCCAAUAUUGAGAUGACAAACUUUGUGUGAAAGUAAUUUUGGAGUGGCCAUUAUUCAGUGCUCUUGCCACUGAAUGCUGUUAUCUUUCCGUUUGGUUGGAUUUUGGGAUUGUCUUAUGCAUUGGAUGAGUCUCAUCAAUUGCAAAGAUGAAUAGUAUUUUUCUUUCAUUUGUGCUUGCAAGCUAUGUCAGUGCUGUUCUGCUGGUCUAAUUCUAUCACACAAUUCUUGUCUAGUAUUUUAUAAUUAGAUAUAUCUACCUGUAUUUUAAUGCUGACAAGAAUCAGAAUGCUAUAUAAUUUGCGGCAUGCACACUGUAGUGUACCAGGUUUCACCUCUUCCCUUGGAACUAUAGGCUGGUUUAAAGAACUACAAGAUAGGCCUAGUUUCUUUCCAGUACAUAUCUUCCAUCCAGCACUUUUUUCUUUUCUUUGUUAAUAAUUUGUAUUAAAUGACAAGAAAAUUGUUAUAUUUUGGUCUAUGUUGUGAAGUAUAUUUUUCCCCUUUUCCUUGUUUUCUUUACAAAGAAAUUUUGGAGGUAGCCAAAAAAAAAAGUUAUUUUGUUGCAUUCUGCAAAGAAUUUUCACUUAGAAAUACCAGCUUGUUUGCUCUUUAGAAAGUCUUAUUUAUUUUUUGUAACCUGAAGGACCAAUUUCAGGUAGGGAUAGCCGGAGGUCACAUUUAAUUUCCCUUAGCUGAGCUGCAUUUCUGUAGCAAUAAUCUAGGAUGGGUAAGUGACUAUGACAUGUGGUCCAUCCUAUUUUUGCAAAUGUAUCUUAUAAAGAAGAUGGGUUUUCUGGUACAUCUGGGAUGUAACAGUACUAGAAAUGUGCAUCUUACACAUUAUUUGCUACAUAAAAGAAAUGUUGAGUAUAUCAAUCAUAAGCAAAUGAGAGGAAUGUAUAUCUACUCAAGAAAUGAAGAUCUAAUAUCAUGGACCAAACAAAUUUCGGCAUACUCAAAAGGAGGAAAACUUGACCUGGCAAGAAAACUCUUUGAUGAAAUGGCCUUUAGGGACCGUGUUGCUUGUAAUAUAAUGAUUAGGGAAUAUAUCAGGCAUGGGAAGACCCAAGAUGCACGGGAACUAUUUGAUGAGAUGUCUGAAAGGAACACCAUUUCUUGGAAUUCCUUGAUCAUGGCUUACACAAGUGAGAGUAGAUUGCAUAUUGCGCUGAAGCUUUUCUUAGUCAUGCCUGAUGAAGAAAAAGAUACCAUCAGUUGGACAACUAUUAUUUCCGGGCUUGCUCGUGAUUUUCGAAUCACUGAUUCAUGGCAAUUGUUCAAACAAUUGCCUGAGCCAGACUCUGCCUCUUGGUCUUCAAUCAUAUCUGGUUUCCAACAGAAUGGAUUAUUAUCAGAAUCCUUGAUGCUUUUCAAAGAAAUGCUGUCAGUCGGAAGAAGACCCACUGUUCACUCUCUCACCAGCACCCUGGCUGCUGCUGCAGAUUUAGCCGCACUCUCGGAUGGCCAGCAGCUAUACUGCCAACUCCUGAAGAGAGGAUUUGACAAUAACAUUCUCGUCAGAAACUCUGCCAUCUCUAUGUUUAUGAAAUCAGGGUGUCUUGAUAGUGCAGUCAAUAUUUUCAAUAGUAUUCAUCAACCUGACAUGUUCACGUGGAAUGCUAUGAUUUCAGGAUAUGGGCAGCAUGGAUAUGCUAUUGAAGCAAUCUUAGUUUUCCAUCAGAUGCAGAAAGCUGGGUUUCACCCUGACAGAAUCAGUUUUCUGGGUGUUCUCCAGGGAUGUAGCCAUUGUGGAUUUGUAAAAGAGGGAAUACUGUAUUUUGACAGGAUGCAGAAAGAUUUUGGAGUUCAUCGAGGACCUGAACAUUAUGUCUGCAUGGUUGACAUUGUGGCACGUGCUGGAUUGCUCAAAGAAGCUGCAAUGAUAAUUUUCAAGUUGCCUUUUGAGCCCACUUCUAUCUUUUGGAGAACACUACUGAAUGGAUGCAGGAUAAGUGGGGCUCUUAAGUUAGGCUUGUAUGCGGCUGAUCGGGUCUUGGAGCUUGAAUCAAAUAAUGCUGCCUCCUGUUUGAUGGUUAUGCAGAUGUAUGCAGCUGUAGGAAGACAGAGAGAGGUUGCUUUGAUGAGGAGAUGGAUGACUGAAAUGGAUGCAAGGAAGGAGUUGAGCAAUAGUUGGAUCGAGAUAAAAGGAAAGGUGCAUAUCUUUACCACCAGGGAUGAAACACAUUGUGAUUCAGAGAGUAUUUACAUGAUCCUAGAACUUUUGGCAGAUGUUGCAUCUGAGUAUGCUUCAUAACAGUUGACUGGUGUGCUGUUGAAAUCAGGCAUGUCAUAGAAUUGACCUUUAUAUCUCUAUCUAUUGCAGGAAUUUCACCUUGUGAUCUAUAAUAGAACUUGGGGGGGGAUGUCAAUUUAAGUCUUACAGGCUUGUCAUAGAAGUAAGGUUGACAAGUUCUUUUCUUGCCCCUUCAUGUAAAUGCAUCUUAGCGAUAUUAUUAUAUACAGUGCGAUGGUAAAGGUGGAGGUUGAGAGCUGAAAGUAUAGGAAAUAAAAUUCUUUGCUAGAUUAUGAGAAAGAUUUUCCUGAAAAAUGGAGCUGAUUUUGAGAU